Molecule: messenger RNA, 594 nt
Organism: Ilex paraguariensis (yerba mate)
Lineage: Eukaryota; Viridiplantae; Streptophyta; Magnoliopsida; Aquifoliales; Aquifoliaceae
Source: the annotation of a GenBank genome assembly
AUGAUCCUGGAGCAACGAUCUGCAACAAAGGUAACUUUCCCUCUGGUGUGGACAAACACCUGCUGCAGCCAUCCGUUGUACCGAGAAUCUGAGCUUAUUGAGGAGAAUGCUCUUGGGGUGAGGAAUGCUGCACAGAGGAAGCUCUUGGAUGAACUAGGCAUUCCUGCUGAAGAUGUUCCAGUUGGUCAGUUCGUGCCACUGGGUCGUAUGCUGUACAAGGCACCAUCUGAUGGGAAGUGGGGAGAGCAUGAACUGGAUUACCUUCUCUUCAUUGUCCGGGACGUCAGCGUGAACCCCAACCCUGAUGAAGNCAAUUCUAAGAAUAAGGGUAGCAAUUGUGUUGAUUACCUUCUCUUCAUUGUCCGGGACGUCAGCGUGAACCCCAACCCUGAUGAAGUUGCUGACAUUAAAUACGUGAACCGAGAUCAAUUGAAAGAGCUGCUAGCAAAAGCUGAUGCUGGUGACGGUGGUCUGAAGCUGUCCCCUUGGUUCAGACUCGUCGUGGACAAUUUCCUUUUGAAGUGGUGGGACAAUGUCGAGAAGGGGACCCUCCAGGAAGCUGCUGAUAUGAAAACCAUUCACAAGUUGACUUAA